CCUCGACCUUUGCACAUUCCUCUUUUCCAUCCUCCUUUCUCGCUUUCAUCCACACAGCACCCUCUUCCGUCUCUUCCUUCUUUACUUCCUCCUUCUUCUUUCCCUAUCUCUCUCGUCCUCAUUCUUCACACAUAUUCACUAUGAGCGACUAUCAGCCCAUCGACGACUCUCAGUCCUGGAGCUCGCAUGACGUGCUCUUCCUGGGCUCAAGUGACCAGGAGCGGAUGAUCGAACAAGGAGCAGGGGUCACUGUGCUGGUGUUUGUCUCGCUGACGCUCCUCUUCUCGAUCAUCAACACACAUAAAUCGGGAGCACAUCUCAUGCUGGGCUUUAUCAUCACUGGAUUCGCACUUUGUCUGGGACACCUGCUCAGGGCAUGGAGAAAUGGCGAUUUGGAUCCAAAGUUCAAGUACUUUAUCCUCACCCAGACCGUCCUUCUCACGCUCCUCUGCAUCAUCGCAAACAUUUACUUUUGGCAGUAGAGACCCUACACUUAGACCACAGUACGAAAAACGACAACAGAAAAUAUGCAAUAACCAAUACAACUUCAUAUAUAACUGUGC
Messenger RNA from Gamsiella multidivaricata, 563 nucleotides. RefSeq lists its product as uncharacterized. The record is from RefSeq and is a predicted model, not a curated record. Lineage: Eukaryota; Fungi; Mortierellomycota; Mortierellomycetes; Mortierellales; Mortierellaceae. The transcript is spliced from 6 exons. Bases 141 to 482 code for a protein of 113 amino acids.